UCCAUCUGCCAGGGGUUACGUGGCUGCUAGGGAGCCGGAUACCAGCAAUAUUUAUAGAAUUUGUUCCUUUUUAAAAAAUUUAUAUGAGGCAUAAAAUUUACCAUCUUAACCACGUCUACCCAAGCGUGCGGUGCAGUGGCCGUGAGCACAUUCACGCUGUUGGACUGCUGUCUUCACCUCCCGCCCCCAGGCCUCCUUCCUCGUCCCAAACCCGAGCUCUGCACCCGUGAGACGCCGCGCUGUCCCCUUCCCGGCCCCCGUCGCCUCUCUGUACCUCUGUGUCUGUGCAGUUGACUGCUGUCACCUCGCGGAAGUGGAGCCCUUCAAGGUCUGUCUUGUGUCUGGCUUAUUUCACUGAGCGAGAUGUUUUCAAGCUUCGUGCCAUAGCACGCGUCACAUUCCCUACUUCUUUUAAACUGAGUGAUGUCACAUUGUAUGGAGAGACCACAUUUGGUCUUGGACAUUUCAGUUAUUGGACAUUUCAGUUAUUUUUCUUUUUUAUAGUAAGAAUUUUCUGUGGUAAUUGUCUAAAACUAGGAAUUAAAUGAACGUAGGCGAAGUGUUAGAUUCAGGCCUGACAGUUUCAGCAAACACUGGCUGCUGGCUUCUCCUGUCCUUCCUCCUCCUCUCAACGCUGAAUUCCUACCUGGGCAGCAGGGAAGGGAGGCCAGGCUGGCUUGCACCCACGUUCGUUGUCCUUCCCUCAGCCUCGCCCUCUCUUUCUCUCCUCCCCUCCCUCCCUCAGGGGGUAGAUGUCCCUUGAUCUGUAGCAGGGAGGGGUAACCUGAGGAUCCAGAUGUUCCUUCAGUAGCUUUCAGUCAGUUCCUACUCUAUCCUCCUUCCACACCCACUUCAGAGGUCGGCCUGGCACCAGACCCGCCCCUCCAGGGUCCCAAGGUUCUCCUGCUUCCUCGCUGCUGUGCUGAGACUCCUGUUUUUCUUGGAUCUGCUUAUUUACCAUCCAUCUAUCUGCUUUCUAGCCUUCUGCAUUUUGUUAUCAUCUCUUGUUUUCUGUUCUGUAGGUUUCAGCUUUAAGAAAAAGCAGUAUUUUUGGUAUUGAAGAUAGUCAUGUAUUUAAUCUUCCAUUUUUAUGGGAAACGUUUUCUAAUCCUUUUUACAUGUGUGUAUGUCUGUCUGUGUCUUCUCUUUCAGAAGACAGCUAUUCUGGGCGUCCUAGUCUGCAUAGCGGUGUGGACCUCUAGUCGCUCUUCUUACAGGAGUUAAUAGUUGUAGUUAUCUCGAAGCAGGCUGCCUUCUGUGUCCCAGCUCCAGUUCUAGAAUUCCCUUGGAUAGUUGUGGCUUAGCUUGGGUGGCUGGCAGUCCUUCCUGAGCUGUGCACUGCCCCUCCUACCUCCCCUACCUUCCCAUACGCAGCGGUCAUUCCACACGCACCCUGCCCCUCUACCUGCAUGCAGCCCCUGCAGCCUGAGCUCAGUCGGCACCCUCCAAGGGCUAGGUGACUGUCUCGCCAGUUGCCACUGCUAUCAUUUUAAAUUUACUGAUGAAUGAGUCUGAGCCUGUGAGUUACAAGCUGCGUCUGUUACUGACUGCCGUGUUUUCAGUGUAGGCACACGUGUUGGUGCUCAGCAGUUGACUGAGUAUAUAUAUACCCAGCAUAGCCAAAUGGCUUGCAGAACAUUUGUUCACCUUCCUGUAAGGAUUUUGAGAGGUGAUCUUCCUUGGGGUCCUCAGCCUAAUGUACUCUUUGUAUUCCAGUAGUUUCAGAGGUCUCGUGGUUUUCAUUUUUUAUAUGAAGUUAUAUUGGGAGGAGGAGAAGUGUUAGGGUGGUUAGUGUUUGCUAAGGAUCCCCUCACCAUCUGCUCAGGCUUAUUCUCUGCUUUACGGUCUAAGGGCAGGUGGUCCCUGUAUUUGUCAUGUGCUGUGUGUCGGUUCCCCUUGAUGCCUAACGGGCCCUGCACCGAAGCACCAGAGGGCCCGGGAGAGCCUCAGCACGGGCUGUCGGCACACUUACAUCCUCCAUGAGGAGAACACCGCUGUCUUCUACUUACCACCCUCUCUUGUCCGAGGGCCGUUUCGCAUGAGCGAGGAAAGGUACCAGCUGGAAGAUGAGUCUGCCCAUUUGGAUGAAAUGCCAUUAAUGAUGUCUGAAGAAGGCUUCGAGAAUGACGAAAGUGAUUACCAUACGUUACCACGAGCUAGGAUCACACAGAGAAAAAGAGGACUAGAGUGGUUUGUCUGUGGAGGAUGGAAGUUCCUCUGCACCAGUUGCUGUGAUUGGCUGAUAAAUAUUUGUCAAAGAAAGAGGGAACUGAAAGCUCGCACAGUGUGGCUUGGAUAUCCUGAAAAGUGUGAAGAAAAGCAUCCCAGAAAUUCUAUAAAAAAUCAAAAAUACAAUGUAUUUACCUUUAUACCUGGGGUUUUAUAUGAACAAUUCAAGUUUUUCUUGAAUCUCUAUUUUCUGGUAGUAUCCUGCUCACAGUUUGUACCAGCAUUGAAAAUAGGCUAUCUCUACACCUACUGGGCUCCUCUGGGAUUUGUUUUGGCUGUUACUAUCAUGAGGGAAGCAAUUGAUGAAUUUCGGCGUUUUCAGCGAGACAAGGAAGUGAAUUCACAGCUCUACAGCAAGCUUACAGUAAGAGGUAAAGUGCAAGUUAAGAGUUCAGACAUACAAGUUGGAGACCUCAUCAUAGUGGAAAAGAAUCAAAGAAUUCCAUCGGACAUGGUAUUUCUUAGGACAUCAGAAAAAGCAGGUUCGUGUUUUAUUCGAACUGAUCAGCUUGAUGGUGAAACCGACUGGAAGCUGAAGGUGGCGGUGAGCUGCACACAGAGGCUGCCAGCCCUGGGGGACCUUUUUUCAAUCAGUGCUUAUGUUUAUGCUCAGAAGCCACAACUGGAUAUUCAUAGCUUUGAAGGCACAUUUACCAGGGAAGACUGCGACCCACCCAUUCAUGAGAGUCUCAGCAUAGAAAAUACGCUGUGGGCGAGCACCAUUGUUGCAUCAGGUACGGUAAUAGGUGUUGUCAUUUAUACUGGAAAAGAGACUCGAAGUGUAAUGAACACAUCCAAUCCAAAAAAUAAGGUUGGUUUGUUGGACCUUGAACUCAAUCAGCUGACCAAAGCACUGUUUGUGGCUUUAGUUGCUCUCUCGGUUGUUAUGGUAACCUUACAAGGAUUUGUAGGCCCGUGGUACCGCAACCUGUUUCGGUUCCUCCUCCUCUUCUCCUACAUCAUUCCCAUCAGUUUGCGUGUGAACUUGGACAUGGGCAAAGCUGCGUACGGAUGGAUGAUCAUGAAGGACGAGAGCAUCCCCGGCACGGUCGUGCGGACCAGCACCAUCCCAGAGGGCCUGGGGCGCCUGGUGUACUUGCUGACGGACAAAACAGGAACCCUCACCCAGAACGAGAUGGUGUUUAAGCGGCUGCACCUGGGGACCGUGUCUUAUGGAGCAGACACAAUGGACGAGAUCCAGAGCCACCUCAGGAAUCCAUACUCACAGCAGAUGCAGUCUCAAGCUAGCGGGAACGCUGCCAGUUCAACGCCACCAAAAAAGGCCCAAUCCUCAGCUCCCAAAGUGAGAAAAAGUGUUAGCAGUCGAGUCCACGACGCGGUGAAGGCCAUUGCACUGUGCCACAACGUGACCCCCGUGUACGAGCCUCGAGCCGGUGUGACCGCGGAGGCCGAGUACGCGGAGGCAGACCAGGACUUCAGCGACGGGAACCGCACCUACCAGGCCGCCAGCCCUGACGAGGUGGCCCUGGUGCAGUGGACGGAGAGUGUCGGCCUCACCCUGGUCAGCAGAGACCUCGCCUCCAUGCAGCUGAGGACCCCCAGCGGCCAGAUCCUGACCUACUGCAUCCUGCAGAUGUUCCCGUUCACCUCGGAGAGCAAGCGCAUGGGGGUCAUCAUCCGGGUAGACUUGCCGCUCGCGUUCCCUCGGGCUUGCGCGUGGCUCGCUGACGAGUCCACUGCAGAAAUCACCUUCUACAUGAAAGGGGCCGACGUGGCCAUGUCCUCCAUCGUGCAGUACAACGACUGGCUGGAGGAGGAGUGUGGAAACAUGGCCCGGGAAGGUCUGCGCACCCUCGUGGUCGCCAAGAGGGCGCUGACAGAAGAGCAGUACCAGGACUUCGAGAGCCGCUACAGUCAGGCCAAGCUGAGCAUCCACGACAGGGCGCUCAAGGUGGCUGCGGUGGUGGAGAGUCUGGAGCGGGAGAUGGAGCUGCUGUGCCUCACGGGGGUGGAGGACCAGCUGCAGGCCGAUGUGAGGCCCACCCUGGAGAUGCUACGGAACGCGGGCAUCAAGAUAUGGAUGCUAACGGGCGAUAAACUCGAGACCGCGACAUGCAUCGCCAAAAGCUCACAUUUGGUGUCUAGAACACAAGACAUUCACGUUUUCAGACCAGUAACCAGUCGGGGAGAGGCCCACUUGGAGCUUAACGCCUUUCGGAGGAAGCAUGAUUGUGCACUGGUCAUAUCUGGGGACUCCCUGGAGGUCUGCCUCAGGUACUACGAGCGUGAGCUCGUGGAGCUGGCCUGCCAGGGCCCGGCCGUGCUCUGCUACCGCUGCUCGCCCACCCAGAAAGCCCGCAUCGUGAAGCUGCUGCAGCCGCGUGCAGGGGGCCGUACCUGCGCCAUCGGUGAGUGCGCUCGGAUUCCGACGGGGGUUGGACCGCUGCUCUGGAAGAGAGGCCAGGAUGGGGUCCCGAUGUCUGUGUCCUCUCCCAUCUCUGGGCCCCCAGGUGACGGAGGAAACGACGUGAGCAUGAUCCAGGCGGCAGACUGCGGCAUUGGGAUCGAAGGGAAGGAGGGCAGACAGGCCUCCCUGGCCGCGGACUUCUCCAUCACGCAGUUCAAGCACAUCGGCCGGCUGCUCAUGGUGCAUGGGCGGAGCAGCUACAAGAGGUCGGCGGCGCUCGGCCAGUUCGUCAUGCACAGAGGCCUCAUCAUCUCCACGAUGCAGGCCGUGUUUUCUUCUGUCUUCUACUUCGCGUCCGUCCCUCUGUACCAGGGAUUCCUCAUGGUGGGGUAUGCGACUCUGUACACCAUGUUCCCAGUGUUCUCGCUAGUGCUGGACCAGGACGUGAAGCCGGAGAUGGCCAUGCUCUACCCAGAGCUGUACAAGGACCUCACCAAGGGAAGAUCCUUGUCCUUCAAGACCUUCCUCGUCUGGGUGUUGAUCAGUGUUUACCAAGGCGGCAUCCUCAUGUUCGGGGCUCUGCUCCUGUUCGAGUCCGAGUUUGUGCACGUGGUGGCCAUUUCCUUCACGGCCCUCAUCCUCACCGAGCUGCUCAUGGUGGCCCUGACCGUCAGGACGUGGCACUGGCUGAUGGCGGUGGCCGAAGUCCUCAGCCUGGGCUGCUACGUGGCCUCGCUCGCUUUUCUAAAUGAGUAUUUUGCACUCCCAGGAUGGAGUCCAGGCCCACCUUUGGACACGGAGCCCACGGGGCACCACGUUGGUGGCCUCAGCCCCAGUAGCAUCUUCAUGUGUCAGAAGCGUCGUGGGCACCGUGGCGGGCUCCCUGGCUGUGCACAUCCCAGCUCCACCAUUACCAGCCUGGUGACCUUGACAAAGUGGCCUCCCAGAACCUGUUCCAACACGUGGCUGCUGGGACACGCUCAGACCGUGGCUGUGGUUGCCACCAAGUUCGUCUGUGUCACCCUGUUGCACAGAUCAGAGGGAUAGUGGGCCGGACUCGCCCUCACCUCUGCAAGCUCACGGGACCUGCCCACGCUUCUUCCCCCGAAAACUGGGGAAGGACCCACCUGACCGCCUCGGAGCACGUGCCGCGGGAGGAACUCACUGCGCACAGAAGGCCCACUCGCUUUGGCUCAGCGUCCCCACCAGCGACUCUGGUCUGCCCUCCUCUGAGCCAGCUUGUCGCGCCCUGCCCCCAAUCCCGGGCCUUUCCAUCCGGGGUUUGUUAGUCACGUCCCUGGGCCGUCCCAGAGUUGAUCGAUGUGGCCCACGGGACCACAGAGGAUGCUUUUUAGGGUUUUUAGAGUCAGGGCGUCGAGAAGAGAAGGAAUAUGGUCAGACGAGCCCAGAGGCAACGUUCGUCCUACCGGUCGUCACCAUCAGGUGCUCCACGGCUCUCAGAGCUGGCCCGAGCCCCCGUAGGGUGGAAACGCUCACCCCGUCCACACCGCACGUAAUAAACACGGCUCGGGCUGCUUUCCUGAUCUGAGGUGACCUUUCCCAGGGGAUUUUCAGAAAAGGGAAAACGGCAUCGUGUCCCCGGAGCUAUUGUCAAUGGCCAUAGUCACAGCUAAAGACGCACCUCGCGUGCUCGCCCUCGCUGUAUGAGGCCUAUUAGUCGCGGGCCCUUGUCACCCCUGUGUGACCGGUGCGGAGGCCACGACCUCCACUACUGAAGUCCACGCAUCCCAUGGACCAGCAGCCGCGUCUGCAGCCUGCCCCCCGGCGGCCAGGAAACCCGAUGACCUGCAGACAGCCGCUCGUCGGACUGCUGUCCAUGCAAACAGGCCCUUUAAGUUCUCUCACUGAGUAGUGCGUUCCCGUCAGCUGCCCGGCCUGCUGUGCCGCGAGGCUCGUCGGUGAGCCCGACAGGCGUGUUCUCGGGCGGAGGCUGCAGGAGAAAUGACACACCCCACAGAGGUUCCCGCCAGCCACAUGUGGCUCCCGGUGAGCGGAGAGCCAACAGCUGGGAGGACAGCAGCAAACCCGGGGGGGUGGGGGGAGCGACACGAAACCUCAGAUGAACAAGACAGACGAGCUGUGUCCAGGGGCCCAGAGUGGCGUGGGUGGGAGGGACCCUCCGGGAGAAGCAUGCUAACAGAGCUACGUAGCAGGAGUGGAGAAUAAAGCCAAGGAGCUCUCCAGGAGGUGAACAAUGGUGAAGAGUUGGGUGGGGGGAGUGGUGGAAACAAGGGAGAUUCCAGGUUCGUCCAGGAGGCCUGCCCUCUGGGGCCCCAGAAGGAGAAUGCACAGGAAAAACCCAGAUCUGAAGCCCGUGUGUUUGCAGACGGAAGCACCUGCCAGGGACAGUGACAGGACCCACACCAAGACCCAGCUUCCUCAGAGGCUCCAGACGCCCUCAGGAUAAAGACCAAAUCCCCAAAGCCCUGGGGAGAAGUCAGCUCAGCGUAUGCUGGGGGCCAGGGGUCGGGAGCAGGAGUGCCUCCGGCAGGGCCCACGAGCCACAGAGAGAGGAGGAGGUGGUGCGGACACAGUCUGCGAAGGCCACUUCCAGAAGCGUCGUCAGAGGACGCAGGCUGAGCAGAAGGUGAUUUGUGUCGGCAGCAAUGUCCUCAGCCCUGCCCCCCUGUCCCUCAGGGUACGGACGUCCUGGGUGCCUCUGCAGGAGGCCGGGAGGCUUCCAGAAAUUCUCCACGUUCAGUGGCCCCUUUUGGAGCAGGUCACGCCCUGGGCGAGGGUUCUGCUCUGAGGCAGCACCAGGGAGGCUCGAGCUGUGCUGGGCGCCGCUGGGCCUGGGUCCGGGCUGGCCUGUGCGGCUCCCGCCCCGCUGUGACCUGCCGGGACCUGUCGUGGGAGCAUCACUCCUGUGGCUUCUCAGGGGCCUUGGGGCGACUCACCCAGACCCUGCCUGUGCAGAGGCAGGACCCCAUGGUAGGGACCUUUGUGGUGAGGGGGACAGGGGAGGGCCCAUCGGACCCUCAGAGAAGGAGCCACGUGUGUGGCGGUGACACGGACGAGUGCUUCAGGCAGGCGUCUUGACGUUGGUGCGUGUGGGGUUGCGACAGACGGGGGGAAGGUGAAGGCAGAGUCCCUCGUGGCGCUGGGGAGGAGGGCGGGGGGAGGGCCCCGGAAUCUAGGUGACUUGCACUAAGAGGUGCGGCCAGACUUGCCCACCUUCAAAUGCUGGCGGGCCCUCCCCGGUCAGUUACCUAGCUAGAGCGUUGCCGUGGUAAAUAUGUCAAUGUCACGGUUCAUCUUAGCGCUGUUGGAAAAUUCGUCUUAAGGCAAAAGCAUUGGCCCUUGAAAAGCAAAAAGUCUACGUGUAUUUUCUGUUACAAGCAGCAUUCCAAACGCACACCAGCUGUCUCUGGGAUGAGCUGUCUCCACCAGGAGGGAAGAGAAGAUCCUCACGCUUCUGUUAAGUGCAGUAACACAGUGUACCGUAAAGUCAUGUGGGGUGAAGAUCGGUGGUAACGUCCAGCCGCUGUACCACGAAAGCAUCUUGCUCUUCACACCAGAACCGCAAAUCACAAAAUGAGUUGCUUAGGCGAGUGUCAACAGCAGGAAUUGUGUAUUUCAUUCCUUUGUCGCAACUAACAUAUUAUAAAUGGCAGAGAAGUAAACGGAAUUCCACUAUAAAAGUAGACAUUGGGUGAAUUCUCAUAUAAGCAUCUACUCAAUGCAAAUAUAUGGGUAGAAAAAAUAUGAAAAGAUAAUGUUUUUAUAUUAAAAGAAACAUUCACUGGGGCACCUGGAUGGCUCAGUUGGUUCAGCGUCCGACUCUUGAUUUUGGCUCAGUCAUGAUCUCAGGGUCGUGAGAUUGAGCCCCCUGCCGGGCUCCACGCUUGGCGGGGAGUCUGCUGGAGAUUCUCUCUCCCUCUCCCUCUGCCCCUGCACCCUUAAAAAGAAAAGAAAAGAAACAUUCACACACACAGAAAAUAGAUACAGCACCUAAGAAUUUGGCUGUUUUCAAAUUAUAAUGUCUUGUGACUUUUUCAAAGAAUAAAUAUUUAGUAUAUUUUCCUGUAUGAACACAAGUUUUAACGCCUAGGAGAAAUGUCGGUUUAUUUUUGUGGCAUGUCAUUUUAAUACGUGUGUUCCUUCAUCUAGUAAUAUUUACAGAACACAAAGCAAAACACUAAAUUGGAAAAAUAUACUGCUAAAAUGAACAAACAUAAAAUGGACAUAGAAUACUGAAUUAAAAGCAGAGACAAACCACAGUCACUCGGGGACGAUCACCUUCCUCAUAUUUAAGGGCCGUAGUUUUAGGUGCAGAUGGCUCAGACACGCCUCCCUUCCUGGUGUCUGGAGCGCAGCCGUGCACACGUGGGUUUUGCACUUCGAGAGUAAAUCCCUUUGGAACCUUGAGACCUGGAUCUCAAGGGGGGAGUGUUGGAUGAUACGCUUUCAGCCGGUUCAGUUAUGCUUUAAAAACUCGUGUGCGGGGCGCCUGGGUGGCUCAGUUGGUUGAGCGACUGCCUUCGGCUCAGGUCAUGAUCCUGGAGUCCCGGGAUCGAGUCCCACGUCGGGCUCCCUGCUCGGCGGGGAGCCUGCUUCUCCCUCUGACCCUCCUCCCUCUCAUUCUGUCUCAAAUAAAUAAAUAAAAUCUUUAAAAAAGAACUCGUGUGCAGACAAGCAGUGACAGGAGGUGUUAAAACCACAGUGACAAAUGUGUUUCCCGCGGCCAUUUCUACUGCUAACCACUCAGUGUCCUGAUACCUCUCUCAGUCUGUCCUUCGUUGUCUUCAUUCCGGUUUUGUGUUCAAACAGGUGUAGACGGAGUGUCUUCGGGAGCUUUCUUAGGUCCGUGAAGCCUCCUUUCUUCCACAAGUAGAGAAAUUCAGCAGAACAGUGCUGGAGACAUGUGGCUAAUGAGAGCAAGCCCCCUCUGUUCCUUGGUGACUCUCUUCGUGGCGCAAGCAAGCGUUUGCCGUGGGCUUUUCCCCGCCGGGUGCUGAGAGCAGGCGCCCGACCUCCGAGUGUCCCCAAGGGCACCGUCCACCCCUCCCUGCAGCACGUUUGCCUUUUCAUCUUUAGUGGUUGAGCCCUGGAAAACAUUUUCAGGGUGUUUCAAAUAUGGUGAAGUCCAGACCAUAUCCAAGCCUCCGUGGGCCGGGAUACACUCAGAUUGGCCGUGUAUGUGUGUAAAAUCCGUGACUCCAGUGGGCUUCUCCCAUUGGUAGGACCAGCUCUGGGGGUCCGCUCUUCACUCACCUCUUCCCGUGAAGUUCAAAUAGCCCAGCUUUGUUACGUGAGCGUAAGGACGAGCCCGCGGGGCCCCCUCGGGUGACGGCCCCACCCACCAACACAGCCGGCGAGACGCAUCACACAGAUGAUCAGUGUGUGGUGUCGCCUCCCAGACCAAGCACCACAGUCCGUGCGUGCGUGGGCCUCCACCCGCUGAAGGGCAUUUGGGGAUGUCACACACGGUCUCUAAUACUUUGGUCUCGUUUAUUGUGUUCAAAGAACUCGUUACACCUGGUAGACAGGUGUAGUAAGGACCGCCUGACGGUCCCUGUGGCGCCUGGUGGUGACGUGAGGAGGCGGCAGGUCUGCGGCUUCCGGCUGUGAGGGCCUGUGGGCGCCUGGGCCGCCUCUCACACCUGUUCCUGUGUCUCCUACAGACGUUGCCUUUAUCACAACCGUGACCUUCGUGUGGAAA
Mirounga angustirostris (Northern elephant seal) is the source of this 10280-nucleotide messenger RNA. RefSeq names its product ATPase phospholipid transporting 9B (putative) (gene ATP9B). Gene Ontology annotation, biological process: phospholipid translocation; endocytosis; retrograde vesicle-mediated transport, Golgi to endoplasmic reticulum. Bases 2039 to 5644 code for a protein of 1201 amino acids. NCBI's taxonomy places the organism in Eukaryota, Metazoa, Chordata, Mammalia, Carnivora, Phocidae. The transcript is spliced from 28 exons. Gene Ontology annotation, molecular function: ATP binding; magnesium ion binding; ATPase-coupled intramembrane lipid carrier activity. Gene Ontology annotation, cellular component: trans-Golgi network; plasma membrane; endosome. The record is from RefSeq and is a predicted model, not a curated record.